Messenger RNA from Lingula anatina, 465 nucleotides. RefSeq names its product large ribosomal subunit protein eL37A. Gene Ontology annotation, biological process: translation. Gene Ontology annotation, molecular function: structural constituent of ribosome; RNA binding. The record is from RefSeq and is a predicted model, not a curated record. Gene Ontology annotation, cellular component: cytosolic large ribosomal subunit; ribosome. NCBI's taxonomy places the organism in Eukaryota, Metazoa, Brachiopoda, Lingulata, Lingulida, Lingulidae.
GCUCCAUGUAAACAAAUGCACGCCACUUCCGGAAUUAUCGCGCAUGUCGGAUGUCCAUGUUACGACCUUGACCUCUUUCCGUGUUGUCUAAAAAGCAAGAUGACCAAGGGGACAUCAAGCUUUGGAAAGCGGCACAACAAAUCUCACACGUUGUGCCGCCGUUGUGGUCGUAGCUCCUACCACAUUCAGAAGAAAACAUGUGCACAAUGUGGUUAUCCUGCAGCAAAAAUCAGGAAAUUUAACUGGAGUGUAAAGGCCAAGAGAAGGAAGACUACUGGUACUGGUAGACAGAGGCAUCUCAAGAUAAUCUACAGAAAAUUCAGAAAUGGUUUCCGUGAGGGCACAACUGCAAAACCCAGACAGAAGUCUCAAGGCCAACCAAGCCAAGCUUUGGCCAAGCAGUAGGCUGAACUUUUUGUGAAAAAACAAGACUGUACCAUAAUAAACUAUUUCAUUGAAAGAAAA